Solanum tuberosum (potato) is the source of this 702-nucleotide messenger RNA. RefSeq lists its product as uncharacterized. The record is from RefSeq and is a predicted model, not a curated record. Lineage: Eukaryota; Viridiplantae; Streptophyta; Magnoliopsida; Solanales; Solanaceae. The transcript has a single exon. The coding region runs from base 1 to 702 and encodes 233 amino acids.
AUGCCAGGUUAUGCGAAAUUCAUGAAGGAGCUAGUCACCAAGAAGAGAAGCAUGGACUUUGAGACAAUCAAAGUUUCUCAUAAUUGUAGUGCCAUUAUGACUAGCGAGAUGAUUAUAAAUAUAGAAGAUCCGGGGGCAUUCACCAUCCCAUGCACUAUCAGUAUGCUCCAAUUUGCUAAAGCUCUAUGUGAUUUUUGGGCAAGUAUAAAUCUAAUGCCCUAUGUAAUCUAUAAACAGCUUGGGCUGGGCGAACCAAAAUACACAACAAUGCGGAUUCUUAUGAUGGAUCGGUCGAUCAAGCACCUCAUUGGAAUACUCUAUGAUAUAUUGGUGAGGGUUGAUCGAUUUAUCUUUCCGGCUGAUUUUGUUAUUCUUGAUUGUGAGAUUGAUGCUAAAAUUCCCAUUAUUUUGGGAAGACCAUUUUUAGCAACCGGGAGAACGCAAGUGGAUGUUGGAAGUGGGGAAUUGAAGUUUCGGGUAAAUGAAGAUGAGGUCACCUUUAAUGUGUGCAAAUCAAUAAAACACCCGAGUGAUAUUCAUGUGGUUUCGACGAUUGAUGUAUUUGAUGAAGCGGUGGCUAGUGUGAGCCAUUUGAUGUGUAUGAGUGAACCUCUUGAGGCUGUUCUUGCAAAUUAUGAUGAAACUAAAGUGCAAGGUUAUGAUGAAGUGGUAGUUACUCUUUCGAUAUUAGGUGAACACUAA